Molecule: messenger RNA, 768 nt
Organism: Ascoidea rubescens DSM 1968
Lineage: Eukaryota; Fungi; Ascomycota; Saccharomycetes; Ascoideales; Ascoideaceae
Gene: ISC10
Product: Isc10p
Exons: 1
Coding region: 1-768 (255 amino acids)
Source: RefSeq, a predicted model, not a curated record
AUGGCCAUCGAAGCAGAUAUAUUCAAGUCUGGUGGUGACAUCAACACUUUCCCCAGGCAGAGAUUCUACCAGAGGACUACGAGACAGAUAAUCAAUGACUUCAAUGACGCCAACAACAAGCCCUACAGCAUCAGGUCCUAUCGACAGCUCAUCACAAACUCGAUCAAGAUGGGGCUUCAUCUACACAACGCUAAAGACUCCAGUGGUUCCAGCAGUCUCACACUUGAGGGCCUUCGGUUGGCUCAGCUAAACCUCUUUGAAAAGUUCAGCUUGUCAAGACAAAACAAUGAUGCUCAGUUGGUUUCAAAGUUGAAUGGAAAGCGAAAAAAGACUGUGGAGACCUCAAGCAAUCUUCUAUUCAAAAAACUAAAAGGCGAUUCCUUGGAUGAAAUUCAGAACCAAGACGACCUUGAGAGAAUUCAUAAAUUUGAAAAUUCAAUUGAGAAUUCAUUAGAAAAUCUAGCUGAUGAUGAUAAUCUAAUUGGAAAUGAAAAUCUAAUUGGAAAUGCAAAUCUAAUUGGAAAUGCAAAUCUAAUUGAAAAUGAAAAUCUACUUGAAGAUGAAAUUCAAAAUAAAUCUAAUAAACCCAAUAAAGUUGAUCAUUUACUCAAUUGUCAAAAUACUUCUUGCAAUCAGUUAUUAUUUGAUAGAAUGAAUGAUGUCGAAAAUAAAUUGCAAUUGAUAUAUAUCGAACAAAGAAACUUGAACAAUAAAAUGGACAAGAUUUUAGAUAUUUUAUUAAAUCAAAAUGAUUCAAAAACUAUUUAA